Molecule: messenger RNA, 3195 nt
Organism: Tribolium castaneum (red flour beetle)
Lineage: Eukaryota; Metazoa; Arthropoda; Insecta; Coleoptera; Tenebrionidae
Gene: jef
Product: jet fuel
Exons: 6
Coding region: 132-2318 (728 amino acids)
Cellular component (GO): membrane
Source: RefSeq, a predicted model, not a curated record
UCGUUUCGAACCGAACCGACGCGCGUCUUUUAUUGAUCGCUCGCCUACAGCUGCUACUGCAACUGGCCAUCGAUUCCACCACACGGAACACGCAGUGUUCCAGUGUUCCAAGCUGGUGUUAGUGUCCAAAAAUGGAAAGUAGGGAUUUCGACUACCCCCGAAGUGGGGUUCCCCAGCCCCAGCCGGGGAUACGUCCGCUGGUGGAUCCGGAGGCCCACGGCGAAGUCGAUCCUUCCAUGUACCCCCAACCCAAAGAAGCAACGCACAAAAUCCGGGGCAAAUCGGACGUUCUCGAGAUGAUAUUCGGGCCAGUGGACCAAGAGUUGUUGAUCGUGAAGAGCUUCUACUUUUUCUUUUACUCAGCUUUCGGGUCGCUGUUCCCCCUCAUGGGGGUGUACUUCAAACAGAUGGGCAUGAAUGCGGGCCAGUGCGGGUUCUUGAUCGGGAUUCGGCCGUUUGUGGAGUUCUUGUCGGCGCCGUUCUGGGGCAGCUUGGCCGAUCGGUGGCAGAAGGGGAAGUUGCUGCUUCUGGCGUCGCUCGCGGCUUGGAUCAUCUUCACCGUGCCGUUGGGGUCGAUACAACCGCCCCCGACGUCGUGUAUGGAGAUCAAGAACAACACACCUACCCUAACAGCGCCUAAUGUGAACACCAGAAUGAUAAAUAAGAGAUCAGUGAUGGAGCAAGAAUCGGAAUUUGAACGGUAUACAAGGUUUGAGCGCGCUACGAGACCGAUACCAAACGCGGGUCAAUCGCCAAUUAACGUCGAAUUUGCGUCCAAUUACAAGCCCAAGGACCACGAAAGCUGGGUGCAACCUAUAAUCUCCUCCAUAGUUUACCGCACCCAAGACAUCCAAAAAGCGUUCUUCCUCCUUAUCCUCCUCGUGAUAAUCGGCGAAUUUUUCAGCGCCCCUGCCGUGACGUUGGCCGACUCGGCUGUAAUCACCCUCCUAGGGGAAGACGCCGAUCGGUACGGCCACCAAAGGAUGUUCGGGUCCUUGGGCUGGGGCCUAGCAAUGUUCUUCGUUGGGAUAGCUCUAGACCACUCAACGGCCUUCCCCAACCAUCCCUGCGGUCCCGACAAGAAAGAAAAGAACUACACGAUUUGCUUCGCAACUUUUUCCGUCCUAAUGGGGGCGGCUUUGAUAACAGCAACUCAGAUAACGUUCAAAUACGAUGACCCGCCACCAGCGCCUGCCACCACCACCGAUACCGAAAAACAACCAGCACCCUUGUCGCACGAAGACCAGCUGCAAGCCCAACUUGCCGAACAGUUGCAGUUACCGUCACUUGCCGAUACUCGGGCUUCGGUUAAUGCACAACCAGCCGAAGAAAAAACGAAAAUUUUCGCUCAAACGACCCGCGAAAUGCCCGAAUGGGUCACAGUUCUCCAACAGUUCAAAAAUCUGAAGUGUGCCUCGUUUCUUUUCGUGGCGUGGUUUAUGGGCUUUGGGAUCGGGCUGAUCUUUACUUUCCUCUUCUGGCACUUGCAAGACUAUGGAGGCUCGCCCACUCUCUUCGGAGUGGCUUCUGUUAUCAACCACAUAUCGGAAAUCUUUGCCUAUUUUUUCAGCUUUAGACUUAUAAGGCAGAUGGGGCAUGUGAAAGUGCUCUGUCUUGGGCUGAUUGGUAACACGCUACGGUUUUUGUACAUCUCUUGGCUCUCCAACCCCUGGUGGGUGCUACCGUUCGAAUUCAUGCAGGGAAUCACCCACGCCGCCGUCUGGGCGGCUUGCUGCUCGUACCUGGCCCACAACACCCCUCCGCAGCUGCGUUCGUCCGCCCAGGGCGUGCUCCAGGGCAUCCACCACGGGCUUGGGCGCGGUUGUGGUGCCGUAAUCGGCGGCCUCUUCGUAAAUUCCUUCGGCUCGACGGCCACUUUCCGCGGCUACGGUCUCAUAUGUCUCGUGAUUCUCGGAGCUUUCGUCUUUAUCAACUUCUACCGUGUGGAUCAGGGCUUCGUGUCCGAGUUGCCUCAGACCGAGGAUCCGAGACAAGUGGCCGAAGAAACGUCCCAUCUUGCGCCCCAUGGUGUCCCAAGUAACCCGAUCCCGAGAGCUUUGUCCAGCACCCGACUCCACGAGCUUUCGCAGCAGGACGGAUACGGCGCCACGUACCAGAUGGGCCAAGGAGGGACUCUGGAUAUUCCGGGAGGAGGAGGGAAUAACUCUUUUAUGCAGCAGAGUAGCAACGAUCAGCGGUAUUCGGGGUUCCAGAUGAGUUCUAAUUUGGUGCAGUUUCCGUGUGGAUUUUCGUCCGAGUUUACGACUCUUCAGACGCAACAACCACUCACGACGGCUAGCUCUAGUUACGAUUGGUAAUAAAACACUGCAUCACCGAACAUGUCAUAAAUAUUAUUCAUUUUAUUCAGCGGUAAGUAAUUGGUAGUGGAAUGUAACGAAGGAAAACAAAUUAUCGAAAUCUGAUGUUACACCAUUGAUCUCAUAUCAUUUUAAGUAGAGGUUUAUACAAAGUGUUGUAGGACUAGCAUUAUUAGUUGUUGUAAGCAUUCGAAUUUGGAGAGGAAAAUACUCUAAUCUAUAUUUUAUAUGUUUUUUAAAACGUCUAUAAAACUGAAAUAUCGUUGUUUCUAUCAAUGUUGCAAAAGCGGAGUACAUAUGUGGUAUGCCUCUACGAUUUGCAAAUAUCUUGCGUUAACCAAGUGUGUAAAAACUUAUCGAUAUUGUACAAAAUAGUUGUUAAAGUUGAUUUGUUUGUUUUUAUAUUUAGACUUUAUUUGUUGUAGAUAGUGUACAUUAUAUUUAAAGUGUGGCUUCGUGGUCAUGUUGUCGCACUGGUACAGUCUUGCCCUUAGAACCAGUUUCAUAAUUUAUUAACUACGACUGAUACCUAAUAACAACAAUCAUUGCAAAUAAUUGGAACUGGUUUUAAAUAAUUUCUGUUGCUCUUAAUCACAGUAUAUUUGUUGAUUGUAAGUGUAUAAACUACUCGAAAGGUAUAGCUUUUUAUUGUUUGCGCAUAAAUGCAAGGGGGAACUGCUAGUUGAUGUUUGAUUUAAGCAAAAAUGUUCCGUCUUGUGUUUACGAAACACUAAGUGACAUCCUUAGUCCAUACAUAUCCAGAAAAAGUAUUACAUAACGAACAGUUGUUGAAAACAAUCUAUUAUUUAUAUAAAAGGCACCUUGUAUUUAUCUGUAUAUGUGAAAUAUAAUAUAGUCGCACUACGAUGUUACUUAA